ACAUUUUCAUUCAAAACCUUUCCAAUUGUGGCAACUCCAACCAAAACAUGGCCACCGCCGCCGCCAAUGCCGCCGCAUCAUCAUCAUCAUCACCACCACCACCAACAACAACAACAGCCUCCCCCGCAUCCGCCGCCACCAUCACCACAACAAGCCUUUUACCAGAACUACAACUUGACUGACACAAAUAUUUGGACUUCAAAGAGGAGCACGGCAACGAAAGAUGGAGUCCUGACUAUUGUUGAAGAUGACGAUGAAGACGAUUUCGGCGGCGGCGGCGGCGGUGGUUUUAAGGUGUGUAGAGACUGUGGGAAUAGGGCGAAGAAGGAGUGUCGAUACAGCAGGUGUAGGACUUGUUGCAAGAGUAGAGGAUACGAUUGCGCUACUCACGUGAAGAGCACGUGGGUGCCUGCUGCUCGGAAAAAAGACAGGAAGGUGGCGCUGAUCGGGGAGGAGGAAGGCGGUGGGUCUUCGGGGUCUUCCUCUUGUGGCGGUAAAAGACAAAGGGUUUUGAACUUCACUCCAAAUGCAGCUUCCAAGUCUUUGAAUUUUGAAGCUGCCACUUCUCACCAGGAUUCAAGACUUAAAGAAUCGCUACCGGGUCAAGUACGAGCGCCGGCGGUUUUCAGGUGUAUUCAGGUGACGGCCAUUAGUGACGGCGAGGUGGAGGUUGCUUACCAAGCUACUGUGAAUAUAAGAGGCCAUGUGUUCAAGGGGUUCCUAUAUGAUCAUGGAGUCGAGGUCAAAAAUGCGUUUCCCUGUAUUUCGAAAGUCGUUUUCGAAAGCAGCAGCAACGGAAGGGAUGGGGAGAGGGAUUCUUCUUCACCAAUCGUCGAUCCAUCGAACACCUUUGCAGCAUCCGGUGACCGACAGUCGGUUUAAGGUAAAAUCUGUAGCAUUCAACAUGUAAAUGAUGUUUCUUUAG
Hibiscus syriacus is the source of this 925-nucleotide messenger RNA. Its product is annotated as protein SHI RELATED SEQUENCE 6-like. Lineage: Eukaryota; Viridiplantae; Streptophyta; Magnoliopsida; Malvales; Malvaceae. The record is from RefSeq and is a predicted model, not a curated record. Gene Ontology annotation, molecular function: DNA-binding transcription factor activity; DNA binding. Gene Ontology annotation, biological process: positive regulation of DNA-templated transcription. Bases 67 to 882 code for a protein of 271 amino acids. Gene Ontology annotation, cellular component: nucleus. The transcript has 2 exons.